GCGGAGGCAGCCGCCGGGCAUUUGUGUGGUCUCGUCGUCAGCGCAGCCGGGCCUACACGCAAGCAACCAUGUCUAAGGGACCUGCAGUUGGCAUUGAUCUUGGCACCACCUACUCCUGUGUGGGUGUCUUCCAGCAUGGAAAGGUGGAAAUUAUUGCCAAUGACCAGGGUAACCGCACCACGCCGAGCUAUGUUGCUUUCACGGACACAGAGAGAUUAAUUGGGGAUGCGGCCAAGAAUCAGGUUGCAAUGAACCCCACCAACACAGUUUUUGAUGCCAAACGUCUGAUCGGGCGUAGGUUUGAUGAUGCUGUUGUUCAGUCUGAUAUGAAGCACUGGCCCUUCAUGGUGGUGAAUGAUGCAGGCAGGCCCAAGGUCCAAGUGGAAUACAAAGGGGAGACAAAAAGUUUCUACCCAGAGGAAGUGUCCUCCAUGGUUCUGACAAAGAUGAAGGAAAUUGCAGAAGCAUACCUCGGAAAGACUGUUACCAAUGCUGUGGUCACAGUGCCNGCUUACUUCAAUGACUCUCAGNGACAGGCAACAAAAGAUGCUGGAACUAUUGCUGGCCUCAAUGUACUUCGAAUCAUCAAUGAACCAACUGCUGCUGCUAUUGCUUAUGGCUUAGAUAAGAAGGUUUUUAAUGAACUGGUUAACCUGGGCAACAUGAACUUAUCAAGGAUGCUACGACCACUAUAG
Molecule: messenger RNA, 695 nt
Organism: Mus caroli (Ryukyu mouse)
Lineage: Eukaryota; Metazoa; Chordata; Mammalia; Rodentia; Muridae
Source: RefSeq, a predicted model, not a curated record